Molecule: messenger RNA, 743 nt
Organism: Ficedula albicollis (Collared flycatcher)
Lineage: Eukaryota; Metazoa; Chordata; Aves; Passeriformes; Muscicapidae
Gene: GTF2A2
Product: general transcription factor IIA 2
Exons: 4
Coding region: 176-505 (109 amino acids)
Biological process (GO): transcription initiation at RNA polymerase II promoter; RNA polymerase II preinitiation complex assembly
Cellular component (GO): transcription factor TFIIA complex
Molecular function (GO): RNA polymerase II general transcription initiation factor activity; TBP-class protein binding
Source: RefSeq, a predicted model, not a curated record
UGCUGCGCUGCGGGACGGUGUUGUGUCUUAGGCUGGGUUGUGCGUGUGGCCGACGGGCUGGGCUGUGGCGCGUAGAGGGUUUUAUUGUUACCUUUGUUUGCUUUCAACGAGAGCGAGGAGAGCACGGGCGCGCCGCCGCGGAUGAGCAGGACGUGUCCAGCCCCGGCAGCGCAGCAUGGCGUAUCAGCUGUAUAGGAACACCACGCUGGGAAACAGCCUGCAGGAGAGUCUGGAUGAGCUCAUACAGUCACAGCAAAUCACACCUCAGUUGGCCCUUCAGGUGCUACUUCAGUUUGAUAAAGCUAUAAAUGCAGCACUGGCACAGCGAGUCAGGAACAGAGUCAAUUUCAGGGGGUCUCUGAACACAUACAGAUUCUGUGACAAUGUCUGGACGUUUGUACUGAAUGACGUGGAAUUUAGGGAGGUCACCGAACUUGUGAAAGUGGAUAAAGUGAAAAUUGUAGCAUGUGAUGGAAAAAACACUGGCUCCAAUACUGCAGAAUGAAUAGACCUGUGGCUUGUCUGCAAUAUUUUCUGUUAAUAUGCAGCACUUUCUGGAGAGAAGUAUGGAAAGGGACUGAUCAUACUCAAUUCUUGUGAUGCAGAUGUGAGUUAAUCCAUAGGAGAAAGCAUCACAGAAUGACAGUGGAAGAAAUACCUGUAGCAUUUCUUCAUUUCACCUUAUAGGGCAUGAAUACAAUGUUACCUUCUUUUUAAUUACAAGAGAUACUGUUGUCUUUUUU